GUGAAGGUACGAUAAUUCUGUGUUUGUAUAUGAUUGAAUAUGUGCAGUAUGAUUUAAUGUACAGUAUAAUACACAGCGAAAACCUUUACAGUGAGAGAUUUAGAGAUGGUGGGUAAAAGGGUGGCGAGAGAGACGCUAUUGCCUUCGGUGCAAGAGGAUGACGGGGAUGAAGGUCAAGAGGAGGAGAUGUUAGGAGGGAUCAAGAGCAGGCCAACCAGCCGGCCUCGCAACAUCUAUAGCCGAGGCAGCGUGGACAGCCAGGCAGUCGUUCGAGCAAGUGGCUGCAGCCAGAGAGAGCCAAGAAGCGCCAGGGAGAAAUCCAAAAAUGAUGAUGGUGCUGAUGAAAAUGACAAGCAGGAGGUGGAGGAAGAGGAGGAGGAAGGCGAUCGGAGCAGUGAAGCGGUUGAUGGACAGAAGGGAGCUGGAGGGUGUUUCACCGUGGAUGAAGACUAUGACACGGAGCUGGAGCCUGAAGACGAGCCCAGGAGAUACGACCCGACUGGCGAGACACGUUACCGAGAGGUCUGUAAGAUGUUCAACCUGGUUCCGGUGUCCUACUUUCUCAGGAACAUCCACAGCACAGAACUGAGCAUGAUGCACCACGGACUCGGCCCCCAGGGUAGCAAAGCCUUGGCGGUUCCCUUGGUAACCAACACCUCCAUACUGAAGCUGAAUCUGCGAGAUAAUGGAAUGGAGCGAGAAGGUGGAGCCGCCAUCAGUGACAUGCUGAAGGAGAACCUUUACAUCACAGAAAUUGAUCUUUCAGAGAACAGGCUUGGUGAGUAUGGGAUAAAGGCUCUGGCCAGCAUGCUGCUAGAGAACACCUCCCUCAUCUCCCUUAACCUUUCCGGGAACCAUCUGGACGAGCAGGCGGCUAAACACCUGGCUCCGGCACUGACCAAAAACCAGCACCUGCAGCAUCUGGACCUGAGCCACAACCGUCUUGGAGAAGCAGCAGGGGAAAUUCUGGGUCCUGCUAUAGCUGAAAACACGGGAUUGAAGUCGCUCAGCCUGGCCUGGAACUGCGUUCGAGGAAAAGGAGCCGUGGCUUUAGCUAAAGGCCUUGGGGCCAACAUAUUCCUACACACCCUGGACUUAUCUUACAACGGACUGGGCAAAGAAGGAGCGAUGGCUCUUGGUGAGGGGCUUAAAGAGAACAACACGCUGGAGGAACUGAAUAUCAGCAUCAAUCGCAUCCCUCCUGAAGGAGCAAUCUACUUGGCCAUGGGUCUCAAAGCCAACAACAACCUUCGGAUUCUUAAAAUGGCUCGGAAUCCUGUUCGGUCAGCCGGAUGCCUUGCAGUGCUUAAAGCUAUAGAAGGAAACCUUUCAUCUUCAAUGGAGUAUCUGGACUUUUCUGACAUCAGUGUGAACCAAGAGUUUGAAGACUUAUUUAACUCAAUCAAAGAAACACAUCCGAACUUCAAGGUGAAACACGGAGGCAAGAUAAGACCUUCCCAACAUCUUAAGAGCUGACCUCUAUAACCUCCGAGCAGUCAAUUUCAAUCAUUGUGUUUAUCUGUGUCUCAGGAUUGUUGUAAGAAAUGAAUGCAUACCCAAAAGUGAGCACAGCAUGUGCUGUGUGUAAUACGGACAGCUGUAAUACACAGCUAUGUUCCCAGGCACGGCUGAGCUCUCACAUGCUUAUGACCUUUAUACUGUAACCUCAGGUAGUCUUCCAGUACAGGCACAGUUUCAGGUUUUAACCUCUUCUUCUGGGCUGGGUGGCAAUAAA
This is a messenger RNA of Clarias gariepinus (North African catfish), 1735 nucleotides long. It is a transcript of the gene lrrc74b, whose product is annotated as leucine rich repeat containing 74B. NCBI's taxonomy places the organism in Eukaryota, Metazoa, Chordata, Actinopteri, Siluriformes, Clariidae. The record is from RefSeq and is a predicted model, not a curated record. Gene Ontology annotation, molecular function: protein binding. The transcript is spliced from 10 exons. Bases 106 to 1476 code for a protein of 456 amino acids.